AGGCGCAGAGACCGGAGUCGAGCACAGCUUUGCCAUUUGCACAGGCAGCCUUCAGAACAGGCUUGCAAGAACAGGGCUGGCAAGCGGGCAGGCAGGCUGAGUGGCACCGACACCAUCUCGGGGCUGGAAUUGUCUGGGAAGGACGCUCUUGAGCUGAAAAUCUUCCCUUGAGACGACACGGACUCACUGCCUGGAGAAGCAUCCUUGAUCUUUGGGUUACCUGCUACGGUGUUGGCACAUUGGGAAUUAAGAUGGCCUCAGUGGACUCGCGCUUUGGCCACAAGGACUCCUCGGACCAGAACUUUGACUACAUGUUCAAGCUGCUGAUCAUCGGGAACAGCAGUGUGGGAAAGACCAGCUUCCUCUUCCGCUAUGCUGAUGACUCUUUUAGCAACUCCUUUGUCAGCACGGUGGGCAUCGACUUCAAGGUCAAGACCGUCUACCGGAAUGACAAGAGGGUGAAGCUGCAGAUUUGGGACACCGCUGGACAAGAACGAUACAGGACCAUCACCACUGCUUACUACAGGGGAGCCAUGGGUUUUAUCCUUAUGUAUGAUAUCUGCAAUGAGGAGUCCUUUAAUGCAGUCCAGGACUGGGCAACUCAGAUUAAGACCUACUCAUGGGACAAUGCUCAAGUGAUCUUGGUGGGGAACAAGUGUGACAUGGAUGAUGAGAGGGUGGUGGCAGCCGAGAAAGGGAAGCAGCUGGCUGACCAGUUAGGUUUUGAAUUCUUUGAGGCGAGCGCCAAGGAGAAUAUCAAUGUGAGGCAGGUGUUUGAACGCUUGGUGGACAUUAUCUGCCUGAAAAUGUCGGAGAGCACCGAGACUGACCCUGCAAUGGUUAGUGGAACUAAGAACACCCGGUUGACCGAUAACCCACCACCCAUGCAACAGAAUUGCUCCUGCUAGUGAUGUGCACUCACCUUUGACCUGUAAACCUUAAUCGUGUUGUCCACCCCCUCCCCUUUCUUUCCUUUUUUAUUUUUCUUUUGAAAAGAAGGAGGCUGGGAAUUGUGCAACCCCCCCUAUGGUCCCAGUAUAUGUAGCUCAACAGAAGGUGUACGCCAACCCCCAAGGGUCCGCAAUAAAUGAUGCCACCAUGGCCACAGCGGAGUGGAUCAACUGUGUGAAUGUGAAGGGAGAGAGAGAGAGAGAGGUGUGAUGGUAUAGUUCAGGUGGGCACUGACAAGGCUAUUUGGCUGGAGCACCCUCAAUGUCUCAUUCCCUGUGAAGAAAUCCACUCGAACAUGAAGUCAGUGCGUACUGACUGAAGAUUGGGUGGUAAGGAGACAUAAAAAGUGUUCAGCCUAAUAAACUUUUGGCUUGUCUUCCCACAAUUUUUUAGCUACUCCCACUAAAGGCCAGCCCUUGCACAUUACCCCGUGAUCUAUCCACAAACCUCCACUGUGGUCUUAGAGGCCAACGUUCUUCCAAAGUGGACAGUUACUUGCCAUCUGGUUGGUUCUCUUCUGUCAACCCAGUUGAGUUUUGAUCCUGUUAAUGGCAAACACAAAAAACAACGUAAUUAAUAACCCCCAUCUCCCAAGCACCAUCAGUUUAUUUUGGAGCAAGGUGUGAAAGAACGGUUCAAACUAAAGAGCCCCAUUGGAUACAGCAAAUAAAGGUUCACCCAAAAAUAAAAACACAAAUGGUGGGGAUGGGGGCAGUUGGCAAAAGCAAUAGAAAACUUGCUAAUUGGAUGCUAUUAACAGAGAGAGAGAGUGCGUGAGAGAGAUAGGGGGUCUACUUGGCAGUGGAGGGUAGGGGAUAAGCAGAAUCAUUACCAGUGCCGACUUCUUGUAAUGAGCAGCACCUAGUGAGCUGGCAGCAGUGGGUCCAUUGCACUCCCUAAAUAAAAAGAGAUGGUGAGAGGUGGGCUCUGCAAAGACUUUGAUCAGCUCCGAAAUAAAGCUACCCACUGCUGAGUACCCCACAACCAGCAUAUAAUGCUGCUAAUUAACUUCUGUCUUUCAUCUGCUGCUGUCAGUCAUUUAUUUUCAGGACCCUGGCUACAAAUCAUUCUGAGGUGGGAUCUGUGUUGAGGGGGGGGGGUACAUUGUUUAUGUGACCCAACACAAAAACCCUCCACUGGAGGUUGCUGAUUUUAUUGUGUAUGUUUAAUGCAAAUCAGAACAAGCUCCAUCCCCCCAUAACAAGAGGAUCUGGGGGAGGGGGCGUAUCUAUAUGCAAAUGUGACCUUUACAUGUCCCAUUUAUUUGUGUCUUUGGCAUGUGAUGAUGUGAACAUGUAAAAGUACGUGAGGGGCCAACAAGCAGCUCCAUCAGUGGCCACUUUGAACCGUGGCCCUCCACACCCCCAGUUGUGAAAGUGUGCAUAAGCUCUCAUCUAGAAACAUCUAGAGAAGCUGCCCUGAACCAGAGGCACUUAAAACACUCUCUAAUAUUAUCAAGGUUGAAAUGGUCUUGGGGGGUGGGGCAUAAAGCAAUUUUAAAUUAAAUAUAAUUAUGAAUAUACAAAUAUAUACAUCUGUGUGCUUCUGUGCCCUAGAUCACCCCAUGUGUGUACAUAUAUUUGUGACUUCACCUGUUUUUCAGAGGGCUAUCUGACAGAUUCUUUUAAGUCUGGCAUUUUCAAUCCUAAAAGAGGGGCUGGGGGAAGAGCAGGGUACCUCAGGGAAGAAAUGUGCCACCUAGGUGUUUGGAAGCAGUAACAGAAGAUGGCGUGAACCCUCUGUGGUUUACCAUGCAAGCAGUGGACCAGUUUAACAAUUCUUUAUCAAAGGCUGACCAGUAGUAUUACACACCCUUUGGUCCCUCAGUGGAAUACAAGUCAUCCAGUAUGUUAACAAGCUUCAUUCUAAUAGGCUCCCAGGUCAGAUCCUGCAUAGGACACUGAUAAUGUGACUUUCAGCCAAGACACCUGACCCGCUUGUGCCAACCUUACCAGUCAGUAAGAGCCAGUAAAAGAUGAACUUUUGAAAUUAGGAGGCUCCCAGUUCAUCAAGUGAUCCUAAGCCAAGUCUCCUCAACUUCACGGAGUUGCCCCAACAGCUAAAUGACAUCAGUGGGUCAACUACUGAUACCCAGGAGGUGAAGGGUUAGAUCUGUUGAGUUCUAUACACUGUCACAAUUUUUCCAUGAAUUCCAGAUGGAACACUUAAUUAAAUGGCUGGUGGUAGAUAUUUUUCAGACAUUAUAAAAAAGAAGUCAGACACCAUGCAGGAGCAGUUUUGCCGAUGACAAUUCGCAUAACCAAUUGCUUUCCUGUUUAUCCUCUAGGCGAUACAACAAAUUUUUUUUUUUUAUAAAUCAGUUCAUCAUGCUUUUGUGACAGGACGGCAAGGGAGGAAAGGGGUGUUCCUGCUGUCAGUAUCAUAGGUAGUUGUGAGCUGUUAAGUAGUGAGAACGGGACAGGACAGGUCUUUGUGUCUGCGUCAUAACCAAUCACUUUCUUCUUCACUUUGUCCUAUAAAAAGAUGGAAUUGGUUGGGGGGGGGGCUGGCUAGGGUUAGGGUCAGUGUAUCUGCACACCUGCCAUAAUCAAUUACUGUCCAGUUUACUGCUACAGAGCAUACACCUGCAUUAUAUAACCAAUCACUUUCUAGAUUACAUUGUGUUGCUAGGAGAUCGAAAUGGGAGUGGGUAGGUCUGUGCUCCUAUCAUAACCAAUCACUGUCCAGUCAUAUGCACUUGUGGUAAUGGGGCUUCACGUGUAUAUGACAACCAGUCCAUAUAAUUCAACUAAACUGUGCUUUAUUCAAAUAAAUUCACUUUAAUGCAUUGUCACCAUACCUUACAGUUCAAUGAAAAGCAUCUGUUGGUCAUUCCACCGGUGCAUAAACAUGCAGCAACAAUACCAUAUUUAGUACAAUGAUUCUGCAGACACAAAUUAUAUAUUU
Molecule: messenger RNA, 3858 nt
Organism: Erpetoichthys calabaricus (reedfish)
Lineage: Eukaryota; Metazoa; Chordata; Cladistia; Polypteriformes; Polypteridae
Product: ras-related protein Rab-3B-like
Exons: 5
Coding region: 252-908 (218 amino acids)
Biological process (GO): protein localization to plasma membrane; regulation of exocytosis; protein secretion
Cellular component (GO): synaptic vesicle; endosome; plasma membrane
Molecular function (GO): GTP binding; GTPase activity
Source: RefSeq, a predicted model, not a curated record